AUGUCUUUAGCCGAUGGGGAAUAUGACAUUGACUUGUCGAUACUACUAAACGAUGAGCCGGCCGCCGCCGGCAGUGCAGACCAUAUAGCCAUCAGGUACGGGUUUAUGCCGAGCUCGGUGGACCAGACCAAGCCGUUGAAGCUCUACAAGCGAAAUACCCAGUGCAUACUCGAGGCAUCGUCGUCGUCCUCGAGUGAUCCGAACAAGUCGGUCUUGUUUGAAGGCAUCCCGCAUACUUACCGCCGAGAAAUCAGCAACAACAGUGAGUUCUACUUGACGUACAGAGGCGAGGGAAACACUAUCCGACUAGAGCAGCUAAACAGCACUAUCCGAUUCAACAAGAGCAGGAAUCCCGAAAAGUUGGAGAAACAGAUGCAGCUGAUUUCGAAUGGACUGAAUGGCAGCACAAGGAAGUUGGAAGAGAGAAAGAUUGCUCCAAUGGCCUCGGAAAGGGCAAGCAAACCUCAAACGUCGCCCUUGAGACGUGAGCCGAAACCAGUCGCGCUCAACCCCAAGAUUGGGAAGGAAAAGACAAAAGAGGACAAGAAAGCAAACGUGAAAAAUGUGAUUGCGGAAAAUCUUCAACUACCAUCGUCGUCGUCGUCGUCGUCGACAGUAGCCGCGAGGAAAGUUGCAUCGAAGAGACCUCCUGCAAAUACACCAGAGCCAAAUGAAGCCAAAGAGCCGAUUAUCAGCGAGUCUGAUUUUGAAGAUCUAGACGAAAAGGGAUUGGAGUUUCCCGAUAUCAAAUUCGACGAUGAAGGAGAGGAAGAUGAUGAUGUUAUUGUUGUUGAUAAACCCAUGAAGAGCGAAUCAAGCGACAAUGAGAUCAAAGUGGUGAAACCAACAAACACCACCAAGCAGAAAGAAACCAAGCCCACAGCGAAAGAACUGGACGCAUUGUCGAUCGAAUCAAAACCAAAACCAAAGCCAAAGCCAAGAGCAAAAACCGAGCCCAAGAAAAAGAAAGAGGCCAAACCAGCAUCAAACAAAAGAACAAUGGCCGAUCAUGCUGCCAUGGAAAUGGAUGACGAUUUCAAGGACUUGGAAGACCAAUUGCAGGAAGUUCUAGGUAACGAAGAAGACGAGCAACUUAGCGAGAAUGCCGCGCCCCCAAGCUCCUUUAACCAAGAUUUCAGAGCAGACUCUGGUUCAGAGGCCGAUGAUAGUGAUUUUGAAACCGUCAGGAUCCAGCACAUCAAGAUCAACGAGGGCACUUCCACCCCGCGCUCGAAUUCAAACACCUUUGGCUCGUUCUCUUCUGCAACCAACGGCAAGCCUCGAAGCUUGCGGGACUGGAUGGGCGGUGGCAAGAGUCAUGAUGACGGGAGCAGUAGUGAGGAAGAGUAA
This is a messenger RNA of Lodderomyces beijingensis, 1350 nucleotides long. Lineage: Eukaryota; Fungi; Ascomycota; Pichiomycetes; Serinales; Debaryomycetaceae. The record is from the annotation of a GenBank genome assembly.